AUGGCUCUCGCAACGUUUUCUCUCAGCCUCAUCACGCUGGCGCUUACAAACUUGCACCUGUCGAGAGCCAGCGACCGGCAUGCGGUGUACUGGAACAGCUCGAACCUACUGCUACGGAGGGAGGGCUACACGGUGCAGGUCAGCGUCAAUGACUACCUGGACAUCUACUGCCCGCACUAUAACACCACCCAGCGGGGGACGCUGGAGCGCAUCGUGGCCGAGCAGUACAUCCUCUACAUGGUCAGCUACCGCGGCUACCGCACCUGCGACCCCCAGCUGGGCUCCAAGCGCUGGGAGUGCAACCGGCCCCACGCGCCUCACGCUCCCAUCAAGUUCUCAGAGAAGUUCCAGCGCUACAGCGCCUUCUCGCUGGGCUACGAGUUCAACGUGGGCCAGGAGUACUACUAUAUCUCCACACCCACCCACCACCACGGCCACAGCUGCCUGAGAAUGAGGGUCUACGUCUGCUGCUCCACCGUUUCCCAGGGAGAUGAUGACUCCAGUCAGACUCCUCCUGUCUACACAGUCAGGCCAAACAUCAAAAUACACAACAUUGACGAGUUUAACCCCGAAGUUCCCAAACUGGAGAAAAGCGUCAGUGGCAGCAGCCCAUCACGCGACCGCCUUCUUCUCACAGUGGCGAUGCUGCUCGUCUCCGCCGUCCUUUUGUCCUAGCGACUGUCACCGCGAGUGACGCUUCACGCAUAGCUGGACCGCCUUGUCCAAAGGGCUUUGUUUCCACCGAGUUGUUGAUGAGAGAGUUGGCAAAAACACAGAAGAGAAUCAAGCAGAGGUGAAACAGAACCACAAAUCAAAGAG
This is a messenger RNA of Chelmon rostratus (copperband butterflyfish), 819 nucleotides long. RefSeq names its product ephrin-A3a (gene efna3a). The record is from RefSeq and is a predicted model, not a curated record. Gene Ontology annotation, molecular function: ephrin receptor binding. Gene Ontology annotation, biological process: axon guidance; ephrin receptor signaling pathway. Gene Ontology annotation, cellular component: plasma membrane. The transcript has 5 exons. Bases 1 to 675 code for a protein of 224 amino acids. NCBI's taxonomy places the organism in Eukaryota, Metazoa, Chordata, Actinopteri, Chaetodontiformes, Chaetodontidae.